Anas platyrhynchos (mallard) is the source of this 1386-nucleotide messenger RNA. It is a transcript of the gene IL6, whose product is annotated as interleukin 6. Gene Ontology annotation, biological process: positive regulation of receptor signaling pathway via JAK-STAT; immune response; cell differentiation. The record is from RefSeq and is a predicted model, not a curated record. Gene Ontology annotation, molecular function: interleukin-6 receptor binding; cytokine activity. Gene Ontology annotation, cellular component: interleukin-6 receptor complex; extracellular region. Lineage: Eukaryota; Metazoa; Chordata; Aves; Anseriformes; Anatidae.
GCUGCAGCGGGAGCCCGGCCCUCAAGGAGUUACCGGUUGGGAAAAUGACUUCAUGUUUCUGCCCGGCUCCUCUCGGCUCGCCCCCCACGGCCCCGUUUCACAAUCCCGCCGCGCUCAGACGGGGCGAGCGCACACCCCCGUGUUCUCAGCCCGGAUUUUCCCAGGCCGUGAAUAAUCUCGAAGCCCCCUCGAUAAAUACACGUUCAGGGAUGCCCGGAGCUCACUCAACCCGCCGGCCUCUCCUCCUCCUCCGAAGACGGGACGGAGCCGAAGAAGAAGAGCCUCACCAUGAGCUCUCCCGACGGCUGCCAGGCGGCGAGGAGCCGGGGGCCGCCCUCCCUCCGCUCCGCCGCCGCCCUGCUGCUGCUGCUGCCGCUGCUGCCUCCGCCCGCCGCCGCCGCGCCGCUGCCCCUGGCCGCCGGCCCCGACUCCUCCGGGGAGGCCGAGCCGGAGGAGGCCGGGGCGAGGCGAGCGGCGCUGCCCGACUGCGAGGCCCUGGCCUGGCUGCUGCACGCCCGGGCGGCCCGACUGCAGGAGGAGAUGUGCGAGAAGUUCACCGUCUGCGAGAACAGCAUGGAGAUGCUGGUCCAGAACAACCUCAACCUCCCCAAGGUGACGGAGGAAGACGGGUGUCUCCUGGCUGGCUUCGACGAGGAGAAAUGCUUGAAGAAACUCUCCAGCGGGCUUUUCACCUUUCAGACCUACCUUGAAUACGUACAAGAAACUUUUACCAGUGAAAAGCAAAAAGUUGAGUCGCUGUGCUAUAGCACAAAGCAUCUGGCAACGACGAUAAGGCAGAUGGUGAUAAAUCCUGAUGAAGUGGUCAUCCCAGAUUCAGCUACCCAGAAAUCCCUCCUCACAAAGCUGAAAUCGGAUAAGACCUGGAUAGAGAAAAUCACCACACACCUCAUCCUCCGAGACUUUACUUCAUUUAUGGAGAAAACCGUGAGGGCUGUUCGCUAUUUGAAAAACACCAGGAGUGUCAGUGUCUGAAUGUUUUAAUUCGGGCACGAUCCUUUGUUACAAAUCUGUCAUGUGGCAGAUGACAGUGUUGUUCUGUUUUAAGAACCAGAAAUAGUAACAAUGGUUUUCAUUUUUAUAUAUCCUCAUUUCCUUUUAGGAACCUAUUUAUUGUAUUUAAAAUAUUUAUUCAUUUCUAAUGAUUUCUAUUUAUAUUUUCAAUAUUUAGAAAUAAUUUAAAGAAAGGACCUAUUUUAUUUCAUUUCUAAUGGUAUUAUUCAGAAUAUCAACUUAUUUAAUAUGUAUUUGAUACCAAAAGAAUUUUUCAGAAGCUAGAUUGUUGUAUAACUUAUGCUUUUAAAAUAUUUGAGAUUGCAUUUAUGACCUAUUUAUAUUUUGUAAACAAAUAAAAACUGAUUAAAAAAA